Molecule: messenger RNA, 2584 nt
Organism: Nematostella vectensis (starlet sea anemone)
Lineage: Eukaryota; Metazoa; Cnidaria; Anthozoa; Actiniaria; Edwardsiidae
Exons: 14
Coding region: 457-2076 (539 amino acids)
Biological process (GO): potassium ion transmembrane transport
Cellular component (GO): membrane; voltage-gated potassium channel complex
Molecular function (GO): delayed rectifier potassium channel activity; ligand-gated monoatomic ion channel activity
Source: RefSeq, a predicted model, not a curated record
UGAUGAAUAAUUCCCAACAGGAUACGAACAGCACACGCUGCCAACAGCAAACAGCAGCUCCUUGUAUAUUUGCGGGGCUUGACCGUUUGUCAAACAAAUUUCCCUUUUCUGGGACGACAGCUGAAACGACAGAUAGUACAUCCUUUCGGAGCAAAUCUUUUAAGGGAGAUCAUAUAAUACAAUUGAAAAUGACAAAACCUUAUCUGCAUUUUACGAGGAGAAUACUAGGGCUAAACUAAAGUUAUCGACAUCUUGGUGAAAAAGCCUAUAAUUCUCCCUUCAAGAUCAUCCCUCGAGAGACAGAAAACCUAUGAAGUAAAUGGCAGAAAAACGAAACCUUCCUAUGCCUCGAAAGCCACUGUCCCGAUGUUGACAAAGUGUUUGAGCUGAGAGGAGCAUAUUACCUGUUGAGAAACAGAACGCAUCUUACGCACGAAGGGCAAAUUGAUACCGACCAUGUGGUCCCUGGCUCUGCUAGCGCUAGUCACCAGUCUUACCCCCGUUGGUGGCAUCUUUAUCCCAUAUUUCAAGAGUAGGAACCAUUCGGACAAUGCCUUCCACAUCGCAUACAACAUGAUGGACUUAGAUGCAAAUGUCUCUAGAUUUGGUCAAGACCUUGACCGAGUGAAGGCGAUUUCCCGCCAGUAUUCGCUGGAUGAGCGGUGUGAGGCCGGGAUGCCUUUGUCCAUAGCUUGGCACCAGUACUCGCCCUAUGUCACGCUAUUUAAAUCCGUUCACAACAGACGUGUGGGAUUCACGGUAGAUGGCAUGUUCCCUUCGAUAAUGAGUCAGAUGCUUCAGGCUUGCUGCCACCCCAAUAGCACUGUGCUGUUCGGUAAAUUCCUCAAAUCAGUACGACAUGCAGAAGACACCAUGAUGAGCAACGAGUACGACAUGACUUUUCCCCUGUACGGGUAUGACGCUUUUAGUCGGUCGUUCCGUGGCCACGCCUUCCUGCAGCUCGUGCGAGCCCCGCGUAUUAUUCUUCUCGUGCAUGACGACCCGAGCAAGACGCGAACCCACGUGCUCUUCACGACAAUCAUCAGCGCGUGGCCCAUGCUGAUCUUUAUCCUGGUGACCGCCUCCCUCUCGGGUAUCAUCAUAUGGUUCCUGGAUCACAGUCAGAACCCGGACGAGUUCCCUCCCCCAUUCCUCAGAGGGGCCUGGGAAGGGUUCUGGUGGGCAUUAGUAACCAUGACAACCGUAGGGUAUGGCGACCGAUCUCCCAAGUCUGCGUUUGGCCGCGUGUUCUGCAUCGUGUGGAUCAUCACAGGCGUCAUCAUAGUGUCCAUCUUUACCGCACUCGUCACCGCAUCUCUAUCAGCAAGCACUUACCCCAAUUUUAAAAUACACGGAUCUAAGAUCGGGGCCGUGAACGGGAGUGAGGAAUACCGCCUGGGAGUGAGCAUGAAUGCCGAUAUGAAAGUAUUCCCCAGUAUAUACAAAAUGACAUCGGAACUGCUGACCAACGACAUCGACGGCGCAUUGGUGGAUAAUUACGUCAUCACUUACUUUCUGAAACUGAUCCGAGAUGAGCCAAUCAGAGUGGAGAAAUACAUCGAUCACUCGAUUACCUAUGGCGUGGCUCUGGCGCUGAAUUCCUCGCGUCUUGAGGCAUGCAUGAGGGAGUACUUUAACGAUUACCCUCACGAAGUGUUUGAAAGUAUUGCAGAGAAGCUAUCUCCUCUUAAGAAUCCGACUGAUGACGUCAGUCCCCAGCUGAAGGCCGCUGAGGCGUUGUUCUACCAAGAAGACAUGUUUGCUACUAUUAUGUACGCGGGGCUUGGCUCCGUUGGAUUCCUAUUUGCGAUUGGAUUUAUUUGGGAGAUGUUCUGCCGACGGCCCAAACUUCGUAACCAGCGCAUGCAAUUCAAUUCCAAGAUGGCGUUUAACUCGAAUGACGAGACGGUGAAGCUACAGCCAACGGACGAGACUCAGUAUGCCAAACUUGACACGAUGAUUGCCGAAUACCAGAUGUUCCACGAGUCAUGGAUAGACAACCUCAAGAAGCUACGAGACAAACAAUUUAACGCCGCUAACGCUAAUCAUAUAACGGGAAAUCGUACUGAUGUAUAGUAAUUAGCGCAUUUUGUUAUCGUUUCGGUUUGUUAUCCAACUGUGCAGCAAAUGUCAUAACCCGUGAGGCAGGUGGACAUCGCUUUGCUAUUUCUAGUAUAUCGCUCCAAAUUUAAAGUUUUAGAUAAUUGAUAAACUCUCGUAAAGCGGUCUCAGUUUUUUUUGCGCCGAUGGGGUAAACCGCUAGACAUAUUAAUGUUAAAUGCAUGCUUUGAAAGAAUACUUGCGCAAAAAUGAUGGCCCUUCACAACAGACUUCCAUUUGUAUAAUCGCCCGAGGACCUGAACACGGGUAUUGCCACAGUUUUAGAUAAUCGAGUCUCUGCUCUUUGCAUGCACGCCGACCUCUCUUUUAUUGUAUUCUGCAAUUCUUUUCAAAUGAUGCCCCUCGCAUUACCUCCGAUGAGCCGCCGCCAUUCCGUUCUUUUAUGCACUGCUAAUGGCAGUGCUGAAUAAUGUAUGCGCAUGCGCGUGUUCUGGCGAAAACAAACAAAAUCUCAGUGUAUAAA